Molecule: messenger RNA, 7558 nt
Organism: Manihot esculenta (cassava)
Lineage: Eukaryota; Viridiplantae; Streptophyta; Magnoliopsida; Malpighiales; Euphorbiaceae
Product: methyl-CpG-binding domain-containing protein 9
Exons: 10
Coding region: 189-6989 (2266 amino acids)
Cellular component (GO): nucleus
Molecular function (GO): protein binding; DNA binding
Source: RefSeq, a predicted model, not a curated record
AAAUCCUUCCAAACUCUUCUUUGGACCCAACAGCCUCCCCCUCUUUCCCUAACCCGAAUUAAAUAAAUACUCCAAACGUAUACCCGUUACCGAAGCCCUUUGGACUUCGAUCUCCAUUUUUCUCUCUUGCUUGAUCAAAACAAAAGUAGAAACACGAAAAUAAUGUUCUUGUUCUCCCAACUCGGGUAAUGGAACUCACUGAUUCUAGCGAGUUAACCUCUCGCUCUCCCCUUGGUAUCGAUCUCAAUGAGAUCCCUUCCACUUCCUCCCCACCUUCCAUAGCUGUAUCCAUAUCCGUAUCCGAACCCGUACGCACACCCGCUCCAACUCAGCCUGUACUGCCCAACCCUGAGCCUCUUGAGCUCGAGUCUCUUGAUGUCGUCCGCUCUUUCCACGAAAACCAGGACCCGCCGUGCGGAAUAGCUGCCGGAUUGCCUGGGGAGGAGGGGCUGCCUACCUGCGGGGCCUGCGGCAAGCCGGAGGUGCGAGGGCAUGUGGUUGUAUGCGACGGUUGUGAGCGCGGGUUUCAUAUAUCAUGUGCAGGAAUGCACGGAAGGCAAGCUAUGAAUUUGGUGGAUUGGAUAUGUGGAGAGUGCGUGAGCGGUGGUGUUAAGAGUAAACGAUGGCCUUUAGGUGUUAAGAGUAAGCGGAUUUUGGAUAUCAAUGCUUCGCCGCCAAGCGACUGCGACGGCGAUGGGGAGAGCUCUGAGGAGCGGGUCAAUUUGAGAAAGCACACUCUGGUUGGUAAUUCUUCUAGUGGAGAUGCAUUUGUUGCUCCAGUGACAUAUUCUAAGCUUUUGUAUGCGGGAAAUGGAUUUGGGCCUUUUGACUUCAAAAAAGGUUCUGGGCUCAUGAUGAAGGCUUUCAGGGUGGGUUUUGAAGAUAUAUUGCAUCACGCACAGACUGUGGAUAGAAGUUUAGAGGAGAUAGAUUUAGGUUUCCCUCUAGGAAGGCUUAGAAGUAGUAAUAAUACAGCCAUUAGAUUACCAUCUCGAAGUCCAAAUGAGAUUCUUCUGCAGGGUCUUAGAGAAUUCAUUUCUGAAAGACAUGGGUUAUUGGAUGAAGGUUGGCAUGUGGAAUUGAAACAUUCCAUUGCUAAUUAUGAAGUAUAUGCUGUUUAUUGUUCUCCGGAUGGAAAAACAUUUGGUUCAAUGUCUGAGGUUGCUUGUUAUCUUGGGUUGACACCCAAUUGCAAUUCAAUGGACACAGACAAUAGAAGUGAUGGGUCUCCUCUGCAAGAAAGGUUGCGUUUGCCCAAAAGAAGAAAGUCAAAAAGAUCUUCACUUGCCAAUGGUUUUACUGAAAAUAAACAAGCUCUGGUAAAUGGAUAUCACAAGGAGCUCUUGUCCAAUGGUCAAAGUACAGAAAUUGGAGAUUCUAGAUUUGGUAAAGUUGGAGAAGCUGAUGCAGAAGAAGAUGAUAUGGCUAAGUUGCUGCCAUCAGAUGAAGGACUUCCUAUCCAGUUUGAAGAUUUCUUUGUUAUUUCUUUGGGAAAAAUCGACUUGAGACCUUCAUAUCAUGAUGCUCAGCUAAUUUGGCCCAUAGGUUAUAGAUCCUGUUGGCAUGACAAAGUUACUGGGUCACUGUUCGUGUGUGAAGUGUUGGAUGGUGGUGAUUCUGGACCUGUCUUCAAAGUCAGGAGGUUUUCAUGCUCAGUGUUGCCUGUUCCUGAAGGCUCAACUGUUCUAUGCAGAAAAAGCCCUGGCCAAUUUGAUGGUCAAAAGAGCAAAGAGUAUAAUGGUAUGAUUUGCCAGAAUAUGGAUUGUGAUGACGAUGGCACAAUUGAGAUGAUACUUGCAGAUGCUUCCCCACCAACAGAAGAUGAUAUCUUGACUUGUCUGGAUAGUAGUUCAAAUGUGACUUACAGUGUUCAGACUUUAGAGAGAUUGCAAACUAUUUCUCCUUGCAGCAGUUCUGCAGAUCUUUCAUCACACAAUUUGGUGUUGGGAGACGAGAUCGGUGAGAUCUCAGCAGAAGAAUGCUCAUCAUCUUUAGCAUGGAGAAUGGUGUCUCAGAAAUUAAUUGAUGCUUACUCUGAAAUAUGCUAUCGGAAAGGUAUCCUUAAGCUAUACUGCAAACAUGUCAAUAAUGAAAUUGGGUUGCCGGCCUCCAAUGAUGGUAAAGAGAGCCUAGAAAAGUUUGCCUCAUUGGCCAAAUUUUGCAGUUCCCCUGGCUCUUUUGGCAUCCCACUUGAAUAUGAGGGCAAAGUUGACAAUUUAGCUGUUGCUCUGUCUAAAUGGUUGGAUCAGGACAGAUUUGGAUUGGACACUGAUUUUGUGCAAGAAAUCAUAGAGCAGCUUCCGGGUGUUGAUGCCUGUUCAAAGUAUGAAUUUCUGUUUAAUAGAAAUGAUUAUUCUGAAUCCCAAACAGUUGGAAAUGGGAUACUAAUUGCUAAAAGGAAAAAUGAAGCAGAGUUAGAUGAUGUACUUCGAAGAUGCAAAAAACCCAGGCUGGGAAAGGAUUGUGAGCGAGUUGAUCAUUAUCCUCCUCCAGGGAGGUGGUUGGGCUCCAAGCUUCCACCUGUUCUUGUUGGCGACUUAUAUCAGGUAUGGGAGCUACUAUGGCGAUUCCAAGAAAUAUUGGGUUUAAAAGAACCUUUGUUGUUAGGGGAACUUGAAGAAGAACUUAUCAACCCAUGGUUUGAUGUCUCAAAUGUUUCAGCAAAUCUCAAGAAGAAGGUUCCUGGAAGUGAAAUUGUUGAUGCAGAUAAAGUUGAUGGCAUGAAUGGACCAAUCUUAUCUUCAUGUGAAGAGUUAUGUGAGGGCAUUCAGGGGGAUAAUUCUCAUGUAUUGAUACAAGUGGAGAAAGGAGGAACAGAUGAUUCAGCCCAAGAUACACUUGCAUCUUUUUCUUACAGCAGAUUCUCUGGAGUAGCAUUGACGAAGGUUCACAUUUCACUGCUAUCGGUGUUAAUAACUGAGCUGCAAUCAAAGGUUGCUGCACUUGUCGAUCCAAAUUUUGAUUUUGGAGAAUCAAAAUCAAAACGGGGAAGGAGGAAAGAUGUUGACAACUUAAUUCCAUUGAGAAAUAAGCUUAGUAUACUCCCCAUCAAUGAGCUAACUUGGCCUGAAUUAGCCCGGAGAUAUAUCUUGGCUGUCUUAUCCAUGGAUGGUAGCCUUGAUUCUGCCGAUGUUACUGCGCGUGAAAGCAGUAAAAUUUUCCGCUGCCUACAAGGUGAUGGUGGUGUACUUUGUGGCUCACUUGCUGGAGUAGCAGGGAUGGAGGCAGAUGCACUUUUGCUUGCAGAGGCUACAAGGAAAAUUUGUGGUUCUCUGAACAGGGAAAAAGAUCUGCUUACCAUAGAGGAUGAAGUAACUAAUGCAAGUGGUUCUUUUUGUGAAAAGACUAGUGUGAAUGAUGACAAUAUCCCAGAGUGGGCACAGGUGCUGGAACCUGUUAGAAAGCUACCCACCAAUGUGGGGACUAGAAUCAGAAAGUGUGUAUAUGAGGCACUGGAGAAAUGUCCUCCAGAAUGGGCGAAGAAAAGGUUAGAACAUUCCAUUAGUAAGGAAGUCUACAAGGGCAACGCAUCAGGUCCUACCAAGAAAGCAGUUCUUUCAGUGCUAGCAGAUUUAAUGAGUGAAGAGUUGCCUCAGAAAUCAGAGAAGAGAAAUAAAAGGAAGAUUACUGUAUCUGUAUCGGACAUUAUAAUGAAAAAAUGUCGUGCUGUACUCCGUCAAGCUGCUGCAGCUGAUGAUUCUAAGGUUUUCUGCACCUUGCUGGGAAGAAAUCUAAUAAAUACCAGCGACCAUGAUGAUGAGGGACUUCUUGGAUCUCCAGCCAUGGUUUCUCGUCCUCUAGAUUUUAGGACAAUUGAUUUGAGAUUGGCAGUUGGAGCCUAUGGUGGAUCACAUGAAUCUUUUCUUGAGGAUGUUCGAGAGUUAUGGAACAAUGUACGCACUGCAUUUAGAGACCAGCAUGAUUUGGUUGAAUUGGCUGAGACCCUGUCACAAAAUUUUGAAACUUUAUAUGAAAAGGAGGUGGUUACUGUUGUUCAGAAGUUUGAAGAUUAUGCUAAAUUGGAUCAGUUAAGUGCAGAAGAAAAGAAAAACUUAGAUGAUGUUCUUGCAUCAACUAAUGAGAUUCCAAAAGCACCUUGGGAUGAUGGUGUCUGUAAAGUAUGUGGUGUUGAUAAAGAUGACGACAGUGUGCUGUUGUGUGAUACUUGUGAUGCUGAGUAUCAUACUUACUGCCUCAAUCCUCCACUUGCAAGGAUUCCUGAAGGAAAUUGGUAUUGUCCAUCUUGUGUUGGCAACAAUGUGGUUCAAGAGGCAUCAGUAAGUUCUGAGGUCCUUGGCCAAUCGCACAUUAAGAAGUAUCAGGGACAAAUUACCCAUGUUUACUUGGAGACGCUCAUGCAUUUAGCAGUUGCAAUGGGAGAAAAAGAUUAUUGGCAAUUUGGCAUAGAUGAGCGAACCUUUCUUCUUAAGUUCCUUUGUGAUGAAUUACUCAACUCUGCUCUUGUUCGUCAGCACCUUGAGCAGUGCGUGGAAACUACAACUGAAUUACAGCAGAAAUUGCGGGCAUUAUCAGUGGAAUUGAAAAAUCUUAAGUCCAGGGAAGAAUUUCUGGCUGUGAGAACUUCAAAGUUGGAUACUAGUGCAUCUGGAGAAGGAGGGGAAGGACUUGGUUCCGCACCUACAAAUCAGAGUAAUUGUAUGGGAAAGCUACCCAAUUUGAGCGAGAGACCUAAUCAUUUCUGUGCCUGCUCUGAUGAUGUACCUGCAAUAGAUGAUAGUCAAGAGGGGACUGGGAUUUGUGGCUUUGACAAACAUCAUUCUGUAAUGAAUUAUGGGAAAAAGCAUAAUUGUGACAGUCAAACUGUUAAGCCAGUAGAUGCGAAACGUCGAGGGAAAGAUGUGGACAUGGAUGGUUGUAAUAGACCUUAUCAAGAAAAUGAUAGGUCCUCUAGGCCUAGCGAGUUGCCUUUAUCAAAUCAUUUGCAACAAGUAACUGAGCACACGGGUGAAAUUUGCCACCAUAAUAACAUGCAAGAACAUGUUGGGAAAAACUCUUCAACUCCUUUAGAUCAACCAGGACCUUCUCUCUCAUCAGACAUGAAUAUUCAGGGUGUGGAGAAUGUGCCUUCUGUUGCUUUGAAAGAGUCACAAGCAUAUUGUCCUGAGUUGAGCACCAUUAAGGAUGACAUUCUUCAUCUGCAGAAUCUGAUUACCAGCGUAGAAUCACAACUUCUAAAGCAAGCUACGCGGAGGGAGUUUCUGGGCAGUGAUUCUAUAGGUCGUUUGUAUUGGGCUUCUGCUACACCUGCUGGGCAUGCUCGGGUUGUUGCUGAUGGGAGUUUGACAUUGCGGCUCAGAAAAAUAUCAGAUCAUAGGGGCCUAUCAGACAAUGUUUCAAUUUUCAAGCAUUGUGCUUCACUUGGCAUGAACACUUUUUUGGAUUUGGAAGGGUCAAGAGCUUGUUUUCCAUUCAUGUUUAAUCCAAAUGAUAGUAUUCCUACAUGCUCACCAUGGGUUUCAUAUGAAACUGAUUCGGAGAUUGAAGAGCUUAUUGGUUGGUUGGGAGAUAAUGACCAAAUGGAAAGAGAACUGAAAGAGUCUAUUAUCCAAUGGUUAAAGCUACGAUUCCAUGAGACUCAACAAACUAGAAACACGGUUGAAGAAGAACGCCAAGCAGCUUUGCCAAUAGUCAUGAACAAUGACAAAUCUCCAUUUUCUAAUUGUCUUGUUACCAAGGCUGCAUUGUUUCUGGAGAAGAAGUACGGUGCUUGUGUUGAGCGUGAGACCAUUAACAUGUUGAAGAAGAGAGGAAAGAAAGGCAAAGGAACAUGUGAAGAGAAAACAUACCGAUGUGACUGCUUUGAGCUUAUUUGGCCUUCCAGACACCACUGCUCCUCUUGCCAUAGAACUUUCUGCAGUGAUGUUGAAUUUGGAGCACAUAAUGAUGGUAAGUGCUAUAUUGUUCUGUCAUCCCAUGAGAAAAGUGAAGCGACAAAUGAUUCCCUAAAAGCAAAGGGGAAUUUUAAAUCUGACCAAGAAGAGUUUACCGGUGAAAUGGACAAAGUUUGUACUUCUAAAAGUCGUUCUGAGCUCGGCUCAAGGUUGAUUAAAUUUCAGAAUGAACAGACUGAAUGCCCAUAUGACUUCUCAGAGAUAUGUUCCAAGUUUGUGACGAAGGAUUCCAACAAAGAAUUGGUGCAGGGUAUAGGUCUUAUUGGAUCAAAUGGGAUUCCAUCACUUGUCACAUCUGUUUCUUCUUAUCUCAGUGAUACUGUGUUAAUGUUGAUAUCGCCUGAGAUGGAUAUCAGUGUUUGUGAUAAGGUUGAUGAUGCUGGAAGUCUGAUCUUUACUAAAGGAAACAGAAGUGAAAGUAAUGCAGGUCUUCAGAGCUUAUCUGACAAUUCUGCCAAGGAAAUUGCUUCAAAGGAAAUCAAUGAAGUAUUAAAAACUAAUAAGCCACUUUUGGAGUGCAUGAAACAGAGAGGGAGAAAGUCCUCUUCAGAUAAAUAUAUUCCUGAAAUAGUUUCCGGUUGCUGCUGUGUAGUCCCACAGUCUUCUUUAAGGCCAUUAGUUGGGAAAGUAUCAUGUAUCUUAAGGCAAUUAAAGAUCAAUUUGCUUGACAUGGAAGCUGCACUUCCUGAAGAAGCCUUGAGACCAUCAAAGGGGCAGUUGGAAAAGAGGUGGGCCUGGCGUGCUUAUGUUAAAUCUGCAGAGUCAAUAUAUCAGAUGGUCCAAGCAACCAUUGUGUUGGAGGAGAUGAUUAAGACAGAGUAUUUGCGAAACGAGUGGUGGUAUUGGUCAUCACUUUCUGCUGCUGCCAAAACUUCUACAGUUUCUUCCCUUGCCCUGCGUAUAUACUCCCUUGAUGCUUCCAUUGUUUAUGAGAAGACAUUAUCCAAUUCAGAUCCAAGUGAGAAUUUGAGGUCCUGCAGCAUAUCAAGCCAGAAGCCAUUGCCUGGUUUGCAUUCAGUAGAAAAAUGCAAGGCAGGCAGGAAGUCUAACAAGAAAAGAAAGGAACCAGAAGGUUGACCUGAGCCAUUUGAUGCCAAAAUCUGUGAGGAGAUUUGGCCUGGGUGUAAGUGAACCUGGAGACUUGGAAGGUGGCAGCUGGACUUUUGAUUUGGACCUGGCAGCCCUGUUAACACCGGUCGAAUUUGAUAGAUUUGGCUUAUGUACCGCUGCUGCCAAUUGUGCUGCUUCUGGUUCUUGUGCAUGUACAUAGAUAAAACUGACAUGCUAACUCAUAUGGUGGAUUGUGAAGCAGGGCCUAUGGAAUUGUCUGUCACCAGCGUUGGAGGCAAGGACUAGCGGAUGAAGCAUUUGCCAAAUUUUGGAAUGAUUUUGCUGCAGCUUUCAGUUUGUUGCUCAGAAGAUUAAAUCAGAAAAUGGUUUUCUCGCAAAGAGCAGUAUCCAUAUAAAUACACAGAGGAUUGAUGUAAAAUAGGGAGUAAAUAAGAAAAGGAAAAGAAAAAAAAUGAAAGUAUUUAAAAUUGAGUAGGCGUAGGCAAUAUUUCAUUCUUUACAGAUCUCCAUCUUCUCUCUCUUGUAUUUCACAGUAUACGGUAGAAUAAAAUUCUUGCAUUUUGAUUUUGCGUUUA